Molecule: messenger RNA, 998 nt
Organism: Tupaia belangeri chinensis (Chinese tree shrew)
Lineage: Eukaryota; Metazoa; Chordata; Mammalia; Scandentia; Tupaiidae
Gene: TMEM134
Product: transmembrane protein 134
Exons: 7
Coding region: 107-766 (219 amino acids)
Source: RefSeq, a predicted model, not a curated record
CUGUUACGCCGGCGCGGGGCGGGGACUGCGCACGGAGGCGGGGCCGUGGCGACCACAAUCUCGGGGCAGAUGGCGGCGGUGAAGGGAACCUGAGUGGGCCGGGGCCAUGAGUGCCACCCGGCCCCAGUUCAGCAUCGAUGACGCCUUCGAGCUGUCCCUGGAGGACGCGGGCCCUGGGCCGGAAUCCAGCGGCGUCGCCCGCUUCGGACCGCUGCAUUUUGAGCGCCGGGCCCGGUUCGAGGUGGCUGACGAGGACAAGCAGUCCCGGCUGCGCUACCAGAACCUGGAGAAUGAUGAGGAUGGAGCCCAGGCCUUUCCAGAGCCCGAUGGGGGAGUCAGCACCAGGUCAGGACCAGCUUCAAGGGGACCCCUUCCUUGCGCCCCCUCCUGCCACUCACCGAGUCACCUGUCCUGUAGGGAUUCUGGCCGUACAUCUGUCCGCAGCUCUCAGUGGUCCUUUAGCACCAUCAGCAGCAGCACCCAGCGCUCCUACAAUGCCUGCUGCAGCUGGACACAACACCCUUUGAUCCAGAAGAACCGCCGGGUAGUGCUGGCCUCCUUCCUGCUCCUGCUGCUGGGGCUCGUGCUGAUCUUGGUCGGCGUGGGACUGGAGGUGACCCCCUCUCCAGGUGUCUCCAGCGCCAUCUUCUUUGUGCCAGGCUUCCUGUUGUUGAUCCCGGGAGUCUACCACGUGAUCUUCAUCUACUGCGCGGUCAAGGGCUACCCGGGCUUCCAGUUCUUCUACCUGCCCUACUUCGAGAAGUGAGAGUCCAGGCGUCUGCCAUCCAGCGUCCUCUGAGGACCCUCUUUGGACCUGCGCCCCGUCUCGUUACCCUCAUCUCAAGGAGAAAGACCGUGCCCUCUCAGGAGUUUGCUUAGAAAGUUUAGGGCACGCAGGCUUGGUCCUGGGAAAGUCGCCCUUCUGUUUUGUGCCUUAACUUAUUCUCCAGCCCAGGGUCGGUGUUAUUUUGUGCUAAUAAAAGGGUGAUUAAUUCCAA